Messenger RNA from Echinops telfairi (small Madagascar hedgehog), 2824 nucleotides. It is a transcript of the gene SLITRK6, whose product is annotated as SLIT and NTRK like family member 6. Lineage: Eukaryota; Metazoa; Chordata; Mammalia; Afrosoricida; Tenrecidae. Gene Ontology annotation, biological process: regulation of presynapse assembly; axonogenesis; positive regulation of synapse assembly. Gene Ontology annotation, molecular function: protein binding. The record is from RefSeq and is a predicted model, not a curated record. Gene Ontology annotation, cellular component: membrane. The transcript is spliced from 2 exons. Bases 108 to 2636 code for a protein of 842 amino acids.
CUUCUUCAAUAAAGAAACAGAAUUCCUUCCAAUGUCUAAUCCAGCUGCGUGUUACAGAUAACACCAGGAAGUCUGCUUUACAGUAUCAAAUUCCAUCACAUGGCAACAUGAAGGUGUGGAUCAAGCUCUUAUAUUCAGCCUUCUUCGCAUGUAUGUCUGCACAGACCCCAUCUCCAGUGUCCUCGGCCAGAGGUUCUUGUGAUUCUGUUUGCAACUGUGAGGACAAAGAUGGCACCAUGCUGAUCAAUUGUGAAGACAAAGGCAUAAAGCAAGUAUCCCAAGUCAGGGUGCCACCAUCACGACCUUUCCACCUGAGUUUAUUAAAUAAUGACGUGACAAUGCUUCACAAAAAUGACUUUGCUGGGCUUACCAACGCUCUCUCCAUACACCUUGGAUUUAACAACAUCGCAGAUAUUGAGAUUGGUGCAUUUAACGGCCUGGGCCUUCUUAAGCAACUUCAUAUCAACCACAACUCUUUAGAAAUUCUUAAGGAGGACACCUUCCAUGGACUGGAAAAUCUUGAAUUUCUACAAGCGGAUAACAAUUUUAUCACCGUGAUCGAACCAAGUGCCUUUAGCAAACUCAACAGACUGAAAGUGUUGAUCUUAAAUGACAAUGCUAUUGAGAGUCUUCCUGCAAACAUUUUUCGAUUUGUUCCCUUAACUCAUCUAGAUCUUCGUGGGAAUCAGUUGCAGACAUUGCCUUAUGUUGGGUUUUUAGAACACAUUGGCCGGAUAUUGGAUCUCCAAUUGGAGGACAAUAAAUGGGCUUGCAAUUGUGACUUGCUUCAGCUAAAGAUUUGGCUGGAAAACAUGCCUCCUCAAUCGAUCGUUGGUGAUGUCGUGUGCAACAGCCCUCCCAUCCUCAGAGGAAGCGUUCUCAGCCGACUGAAAAAGGAGUCUAUCUGUACUACUCCACCAGUUUAUGAAGAACAUGAAGAUCCUUCAGGAUCACUACAUUUGGCAGUAACACCUUCAAUAAAAGACAGCCACAUUUCAACCAAGACCACGUUUCUGUUCAAACCACCCACCAAGGCACCAGCUUUGGUGCUACCUUAUGUUACAAAACCAUCCACCCUACCUCCAGGACCCUACUGUCCUAUCCCUUGCAUUUGUAAAGUAUUAUCCCCACCAGGACUUCUAAUACAUUGUCAAGAGCACAAUAUUGAAAGCUUAUCAGAUCUAAAGCCUCCACCACAGAAUCCUAGAAAGCUUAUUCUAGCAGGAAACAUCAUACACACUGUAAUGAAAUCUGAUCUAGUGGAAUAUUUCAAUUUGGAAAUGCUUCACUUGGGAAACAACCGUAUUGAAAUUCUCGAAGAAGGAUCGUUUAUGAAUCUCACCAGACUACAAAAGCUCUAUUUAAAUGGUAAUCAUCUAACUAAAUUAAAUAGAGGUAUGUUCCUUGGGCUCAACAAUCUGGAGUAUUUAUAUCUUGAAUACAAUGCUAUUAAGGAAAUCCUGCCUGGAACCUUUAACCCAAUGCUUAAACUUAAAGUUCUUUAUUUAAAUAACAACCUCUUACAAGUUUUACCACCACAUAUUUUUUCAGGAAUUCCCCUAACAAGGAUAAAUCUUAAAGCAAACCAGUUUUCUCAUUUACCUGUAAGUAAUAUCUUGGAUGAUCUUGAUUUACUAACCCAGAUUGAACUUGAGGACAACCCCUGGGACUGCUCCUGUGACUUGGUUGGGUUGCAACAAUGGAUACAGAAAAUGAGUAAAAACACAAUCACAGAUGACAUUGUCUGUACAUCCCCAGGGCAUCUUGACAAAAAAGAACUAAAAGCGCUGAAUAGUGAACUUCUUUGCCCAGGUUUAGUAAAUAAUCCGUCCCUUCCAAGUCAGCCAAGUUACAUCAUUGUCACUACGCCCACCACAGCGACAAACACGGGCGAUACCGUGUUCAGAUCUCUUACAGAUGCCGUACCGCUGUCUGUUUUGAUAUUAGGACUGCUGGUUGUGUUCAUAACGAUUGUGUUCUGUGCUGCAGGCAUAGUAGUUCUGGUUCUCCACCGCAGGAGGAAAUGCAAAAAGAAACAAGUGAAUGAGCAACUGCGAGACAGCAGUCCUGUGCGUCUACAAUACAGCAUGUAUGGGCAUAAAACAACUCAUCACAUGACGGAGAGACCCAGUGCGUCUCUCUACGAGCAACACAUGGUAAGCCCGAUGGUUCACGUCUACAGAAGUCCAGCCUUUGGUCCAAAGCAUUUGGAAGAGGAAGAAGAAAGGAACGAAAAGGAGGGAAGUGAUGCAAAACAUCUCCAACGAAGUCUUUUGGAGCGCGAUAACCAUUCACAGCUUAUGGAGGCAAAGAUGAAAUAUAAAACCACAGACCAAUCGCCGGACUUCUUGUCCUUCCAGGAUGCCAGUUCAUUGUACAGGAACAUUUUAGAGAAAGAAAGAGAACUUCAACAACUGGGAAUCACAGAGUACUUAAGGAGAAAUAUCACUCCGCUGCAGCCUGAGAUGGAGGUACCUUAUCCGGGAGGCCAUGACAAGUUAAAAUUAAUGGAGACACUGAUGUACUCUGGGCCCAGGAAGGUGUUGGUGGAACAGACUAAAAAUGAGUAUUUUGAGCUCAAAGCUAACUUACAUGCUGAACCUGACUAUUUAGAGGUCCUGGAGCAACAGACAUAGGCAGAGACAACUUUCACUGAAACGUUGUGAUUCUGUCUUCUGCCCAAACCUUGCAAAUAAGUGCCUUACGGGAGUGUGUCCUCAAUCAGAACUAGAGCACAGCAGGAGUCCUAUUGGUCUAAAACAAAGGGAGAGAAGCUCAGGGAUCAGAGGGAGAAGCCAUUGCAUUAUCUUCAGGCAAAGUAGUC